Molecule: messenger RNA, 8104 nt
Organism: Lates calcarifer (barramundi perch)
Lineage: Eukaryota; Metazoa; Chordata; Actinopteri; Centropomidae
Product: histone-lysine N-methyltransferase 2B
Exons: 29
Coding region: 9-6368 (2119 amino acids)
Biological process (GO): positive regulation of DNA-templated transcription
Cellular component (GO): histone methyltransferase complex; nucleus
Molecular function (GO): histone H3K4 methyltransferase activity; protein binding
Source: RefSeq, a predicted model, not a curated record
GAAGCCCAAUGCCGAAGCUGCAGAAGCAGCUACAAAUACACUUACACCGUCUGCCUGAUUCUGUCCUGCAGUCUGCUGUGUUUCUGACACAGCAGUUGCCCCAGUGUCUGGAUCAGUGCACUGCGCAGUUGCAUCCAAAAUUAUCCCAGCCUGUACCUGUGCAGACUGCUGUUUCACAUUCAUCAUACUCCACAACACAGUCUCCUCCAGAAUUGUCCCAGUCUAUAACGCAACCUGCUUCUCCACUUUCACCAGAUCCCAUAACAGACUCUUCACAGAAAUCUCUGCUGUUGCGUUUGCGCCGCUUGCCUCAGUCUGUGGUGCAGUCAGUCUUGCAUUUACACAAAUGUAUGUCAUCACCAUCUCAACAACACCCUCAGUAUGUACUGCACUCAGCUAUGACAGAGGUUUCGUCAAAGUUGUGUUUUCAGGGACCUCCGGAGUCUCAGGUGCAGCACUCGGGUGUUUUGACUGAGACAAACAGAGCUAACAAAGAUAAAACUGUGCAAGUGCCCCCUCAGACUGUCGAUCCAGACACAGAGUUACAGGAGGGCAAACAAGCGGAGCAGGAGGACAAAUGUGUGGAUCAGCCUAAAGAAGACACGAAGGAGGACACUUCUGUAAAAGAGACAGUGCUGAAAAACUGUCCGACAACUGACCCACACUAUGUCCUUCGUUCCCAGAAUCCUGCAGAGUGUGCGUCAGUGAACGCCCUGACGGGGUUAACUAACGGAUUUCCCCAAAAGGGCCUGUUGCAGAACAAGUACAAGAUCCGUGUGGACUUCAAGGAGGACUGUGCUGUCCAGAAUGUAUGGCUAAUGGGUGGCCUCAGCGUCCUCACAUCUGUCCCUACCACACCACAACCUGUCUGUCUGCUCUGUGCCAGUAAAGGACGACAUGAGAUGAUAUUCUGCCAGAUCUGCUGUGAGCCCUUUCACAGUUUCUGCCUCUCACCAGAGGAGCGCCCCCAGCAGGAGAACAAGGAGAACUGGUGCUGCAGGCGCUGCAAAUUCUGUCACGUGUGUGGACGAAGAAGCAAGAGCACGAAGCCUGUGUUGCAGUGCAGGAGAUGCCAAACCUCCUACCAUCCUUCCUGCUUGGGACCAACAUACCCUAAACCUAUGAACUGCAGCAUGCCCUGGGUGUGCAUGACCUGCAUUCGGUGUAAAAGUUGUGGUGUGACUCCUGGAAAAAGUUGGGACUUAGCUUGGAACCAUGAGCAGGAUCUCUGUCCUGACUGCACUUCUCUCCACAACAAAGGUAAUUUCUGCACUGUCUGCCACAAGUGCUAUGGUGACAGCAGCCAACACGCACAGAUGAUUCAGUGUUCACAGUGCAGCCACUGGAUUCAUUACAAAUGUGAAGGACUUUCAGAGGAGCUGUUUGGGUUGCUGUCCAGCCAACCGCAAGAAGUGGUUUUCACCUGUUCACCCUGCAGCCAGCACCAAACUAAACACAGUAGCUUGAAGGAGGAGCUGCAGAGCAGGCUGAUAGCUGGGCUGGAGGAGGUGCUCACUGACCUCCUUUCUGAUGGCACCACGAAGCACCUCCUUAUCUGUAAAGCGUGUCAGGAAACAAACGAGGGAACAGCUCAGUUCAGGGAACAGCGACCAGUCUGCGAUCUGCAAGUCAUGGAGAAGAAGUUCAAAGGAGGCGGCUACACUUCAAUAAAAGCUUUCCAUGCCGAUGUCAUCUCUGUGAUGUGGAAGUGGCUGAAGGGGGAGGAGUUUCUCCCUGAGGAUCAGAGACCGACCAGUCAGGCCAGGGCACAUUAUGUCAAAUUGGUGGAACGAGUUUUCACUUGGUUUCCUGCACGCAUUCUAAAAAAGUGGAACUCGUUCUCUGAAGAAUUCCCGAGUGGCAUGCUCCCUGAGGCAGUCCUCCCGCCAUCUAAGGAGCACAGCUAUGCACAGUGGCUGGAGAGGACAUACCAGCCUAAGGACUCUAGGGGCCCACAAGCAGGGAAAACGGACUCUGUGCUAUCUCCACUCACUACUCAACAGUCUGGUGCAUCGCGCAGCUUCCCUCUGCAUUCACAUGGUGUGAAAGGUGACCAGGAAACCAAGAGUGAAGAUAUGAGGCAGUGUGCACUGUGCCAACAAUAUGGAGACUCUGUUCCCAGUGAUGCGGGACGGCUGUUGUACUUGGGACAGAACGAAUGGGCCCACGUUAACUGCUGCCUUUGGUCUGCAGAGGUGUACGAGGAGAACAGUGCUCUUCUGCAAGUGCACAGCGCCGUCUCAAGAGGGCGCCACUUGCGUUGUGAUCGCUGUGGACAGUCAGGAGCCACUGUGGGCUGCUGUCUUGCCACCUGCCAGAGUAAUUUCCAUUUCAUGUGUGCUCGCGCCCAGAACUGUGUGUUUCAGCAAGACAGGAAGGUGUACUGCUACAAACACAGGGAUCUUGUCAGUGCGAAGAUGGUGUCCGGAAAGGGGUUUGAAGUCCCUCGACGGGUGUAUGUGGACUUUGAGGGGAUCAAUCUCAGGAGAAAGUUCCUCACAGGCCUUGAACCAGAAUCUAUAAACAUGACUAUAGGCUCUCUGCAGAUUCAGAAACUUGGUGUGUUGUCAGAGCUGUCAUCUAACGGGAGGAUGCUAUAUCCUGUCGGUUAUCAAUGUUCUCGGUUGUACUGGAGCACGGUGGACCCCCGCAGGCGCUGCAAGUACACCUGUAAGGUUACAGAAGUGAGCACACCUCUCCCUGGUGAGGAACAAGAUCCUAGAUGGGACCAAGAAGAGAAUCAUACCAUAGUCCACAGUCCCAAACAUCACAGAGAUAUGGAGUCCCCAGAUCGUUUAAGCUCCUCAUCCAGCCCAGUAAAAUCUACUACCCCAUCACCCAACUCUAAACAGCACAGCACACCUGGAUCCAAAAGUCCUGGUUACACACAGACCAGGAGACCAGCGGGAGGAUCAUCUCGACCUCUCCCAUCUCCAGGAUCCGCUCCCCCAAAAUCACAUCACAUCCUGACAUUGAGAGACCUGGAGGACACUCGUCGGCCUCGCAGGCUCUCAUCAAGAAGCCGCUGCAGUUCCUCGCCAACAGACAGCGACCCAUCUGCACCGAUGACCCUCCGCUCCGGUGGCACCGUCCACACCAGAUGUGCCCUCUUCAGCUCCCCACCGAGAUCAUCAAGCUUUGGACCGGCCUCACCUCCCCUGUCAAGGCAAAACUCGACAUCUCCGGUCUGGAGCUCCCCACCUAGGUCCAACUCCAGCAUUUCUGCUGGGCUGUCUCCUCGGCAAGGAGCCAUCACUCACUCCCCCAGAGGGAGGCAGAACUUUAAAAUCACAACUCCAGUCUCCAAGGAAGUUGCCCACCUGAUGUCCCAGGAGCUGCCUUACACUGUGUUUGACACCGACACAGAGGUAGCAGUGGCUUCCAUGCUGAACGCGAAGCUCGAAUUCGACGAGAACCUGCUCACUGAGAAUGUGUGCAGGACGUGGAAAUGCAGGAACAUAAUCAGGAGAAUGACUCUGAAGAUGAAGACUCGAGCCGAUACUUUAGGUUUUCACGCACUGUGGUGUGUGAUGCAGCCAGUGGCUCAGACGGCUCUGGUCAGCUUCCCGUCAUCACAGUCGAUCUCACAGUUGGAUGGGGCGGACAGUGGGUCAGAGAGUGACGAAAGCGAAGUGGGAAACGACGAAGCUCAGGACUCUAAAACUCACACCAAUCAUAAUACACCUACUAAACAGCUGACAGUUGCUCUGAAGAGGCUGGAGUCAAUCUACACUGUAUCAAAGUCAACAGAGCCAGAGUUUCUAGAACAUUCUCCACCGUCUGCUCUUCUUGAAUCAGGUUAUGCACAAGACGACUUAUCAGUUCAGGAAGAACAGGUCCAGAUGAGCUCUGAAACAGCUGCGUCUCAUGAUGAUAUGUUUUUGGAUUCAGCUACAGGCCAUUUCAUUUCUGCUGAAGGUGGCUCUGUGGUGUACCCAAAUACUAACCAAGAUGAUGACAAAGAAGACAGCACCUCAUCAGCUGACUCAGUUGAAGGAUUUAAAGAUGAUUUAAAUGACCCCGACUACUCGCCAGAGCCUAAAACCAAAAAAUCUCCCACCACACCAACAAAAACCAUCAUUUUGAAGACAAAACGUCCCACACCAAACCUCAAACGCUUGUCGCCAAAACCGUGUUCUCAGCAGCAGGACAAGCUCAAACUGCUGUUGCCCCCUCUGUCUACACAAAGUGUAAAUAAUGUGUCUGUUUCCCCUCCUGGUGCUGCCACUUUUUGUGCCGUCCCACGCACAGUCACAUCCCCCAUUGUGAUCAAUGGCUUAAACACUUUACCUAUUCAGUCUGGUGCCAAACAGGGCAGAACCAUCGCCAUCCGCUUAGACAGCUCCAGGCCAGGAAGUCAGCAGCAGUCGAUGACUACGAAUCAGGGUGCGGCCGCUAACUCGCCCCCAGCCAUGGCUCCAGCCCAACCCCCGGCUCUAGCUCCGGCUCCUGCCCCUCAAGUCCUACUGGUCAACCGUCAAGGUCAGAUUCUCAUCAAAGACCCGAGAUCAAACACUUACCAGUCGCUCAAUACAAAUUCUCCUGCUUACAAUAAAAUAAGCCAGAUAGCAAAGAUUCUCCACAGUGGUAACGCUUUGCAGCGCUCUGUCCCGCGUGUCAUAAUAAAGCCUCGCUCUAACCCUUCCGCCACAAACGCCCCUUCAGCUGGGAAUCGCACAACAACAUCGGAGAGAAAAUUCAUUGUCAGAGUGGUGAAAAGCAACAGCGCUCCUACUCCCACAGCCCCUGUUACUGUGCAGAGUGCUCCUGAGCCCGCUUUCUCCAGCAUCGAAGAAAGCACGGCUCAGGCUAUUAUCGACAGAGCUAUGGCCACCCACCGCGACACGCAAAGGACAAAACCAAUCAUCCUCAGCAACGCUCGACAGCCGAAGGCCACGCACCGAAAGUCAACAAAGGCUCAGGACGCUGAGGACUCAGAUCAGUCGCCAGUCCCGCUUUCAGAGUCGCCCAGCGGUUCAGUCAGUGAGCCAGAUUUGAACUCACAACCGCCACCUGCCUCAUCUCGCCACCAGGUGAGAGUUAAGAGAGUGUCGUCAGUGUCUGAAAGGCCCUCCAGGAAGAAAUCAAAGAUGGACUUCUUGAUGGAUCCAUCAAGUGAGCUGGAUGAUGUAAACGAAGCCAGCAGAUCGAGUGGUGUGAGAAUAAAAGCUCCAACAAUGAAGGACAUUCUUGAUCUAGACCAGGAAAAUAUGACUGAAGAGCCUGAACUGUUGAGAAUUACUGCUCCACCACCGCCCACACCCUCCAGGCGUUCUCAGGUCGAGAGUCCACCUACACCUACACAAACCAACAGUCACAUUCAGAGUAAAACACACAUGUGGGUCAGCGCUCGUCACGGAGACCUCUCUGAGUGGGGCCCUUAUUCAGGUUUCAGCUCAGAAGAAGAAGCACCUGCACCUAAACACAGAAAGAGGACAUACAUGAACCAGCCCCACCUGCGCUUUGAAAUCACCAGUGACGAUGGCUUCAGUGUUAAAGCCAACAGCAUAGAGGUUGCCUGGCGCGCAGUGAUUGACGGUGUCCUUGAAGCUCGGGCGGGCUUCCACCUCAAGCAGCUGCCUCUGGGCGGGAUGAGCGGGCCACGGGUGCUCGGCGUCGUCCACGAUGCCGUCAUCUUCCUGCUGGAGCAGCUGCAGGGGGCCGCGAACUGCAAACACCACCGCUUCCGCUUCCACCGCUGCGAUGACAUCGAGGAAGAGCUGCCCCUCAACCCGAGUGGCUGCGCCCGAGCUGAAAUCUAUACACGGAAAGCAACAUUUGAUAUGUUCAACUUCCUGGCGUCGCAGCACAGAGAGCCCCCUGACAUAAUAGGCCCCUUUGAUGAAGAGGAGGAUGAAUUCCCACUGAAAUCUUCCAGACGAGCCACCAGCAGUGAGCUUCCCAUGGCGAUGAGAUUCAGGCACCUGGAGAAAAUCUCCAAAGAAGCAGUAGGAGUUUACAGAUCUCCAAUUCACGGGCGUGGACUUUUCUGUAAGAGGAACAUCGACGCUGGGGAGAUGGUGAUAGAGUAUGCUGGCACCGUCAUUCGCUCUGUCCUCACUGAUAAGCGGGAGAAAUACUAUGACAGCAAGGGCAUCGGCUGCUACAUGUUCCGCAUCGACGACUUUGACGUGGUAGACGCGACCAUGCAAGGAAACGCGGCCCGUUUCAUCAACCACUCGUGCGAGCCCAACUGCUACUCCCGCGUCAUCAAUGUGGACGGCCGCAAGCACAUAGUCAUCUUCGCCCUGAGGAAGAUCUACCGGGGCGAAGAGCUCACCUACGACUACAAGUUCCCCAUCGAGGACGAGGACAACAAGCUGCACUGCAACUGCGGGGCGAGGCGCUGUCGUCGCUUCCUGAAUUAGUACAGCAUCACACACACGCACACAAACACACCAAGAGCCAUCUUGUUUAAUGCACUUGAACUCUGAAGGUGGACUUUGACUGACUGAUGAAGGCGACUGUCGUGACGUAGCCAUAAGAGUGGGGUGUCUGAUGCACACACAGACUUGAUCUACAGAGUCUUCACCUCAUUAGAAGCUUAAUUUAUAGACUGGGCGAGUUCAUUUUCUGUCCUCUGAACUGCUGUUAACAGUCCACUAGAAACCAGAUUAGAGCCAUAUGUCAAAGCUUGGGAUGAAGACUAUUUAUAUGAUUUCAGACUGCUGGUCUUUUUUUUUCCUUUUCUUUUCCUCUCUCUCUCUCUCUCUUCUUUCUUUCUUUCUUUCUUUCUUUCUUUCUCUCUUUUUGAUUCAUGUACUGUUUGACCAUCUCAUCCACCACACUCUCUCAUUUUCACAUCGUUGAAAAUUUCUCGUCAAUAGCCUCUGCUGGAACUGGGGCUAGACAACAGCCGGGAGGCGAUUACCACCAGCCACAAAUGGUGCAAACUCAAAUAACCUGAUUGCAGUCAUUACUGUGUAAAGAGGGAUACGUUAUUACUAUGCUGGUGACAAGAGUGUCUUUGUAAAUACCAGGUCUCGGAGAUGGACGGGGAGAAUUUAUUUCAAUUCAGCACCUUACUUUGGCAGCACUGGUGUCACAGCAGAUGGGACAUUUUUUUUUUAUUUCAGAACAAAAUAAAACACAGUUGACUCAAAGCACCUAAUGUACAUUGUAGUGCAGCUACAUUUUAACGUCGCUCUGGAUACCACAGGGACUCUUAAGGUGCUGGUGACGUUUACCCUAAAAGGUAGUUUUAAUAUAGUCACCCAAACCUUUUUCCCCCAUUCUCAUUCAGUCGAAAAUGUCUUGUUUUUAUUUGUAACAGCAGAGAUGCUGUGAUCUAAACGCUUUUAUCCCACUAUAACAGUCUGUUCUUUAUUUGUUAAUUUGUGCUGUUUGUGUAUUUUAAGGUCUAUGAGGGAGUUUCCAUGCUGCAGGGUUCAAAAUCAAUAUAGUGAUCUUGCUCUGCUCCUUCCCUUAUAAAUCUUUUUGUAUUUUUGUAUAUUUGAACAAUAAAUGUAUAUUCAACACUGAUGGAAAUAACUGUGUUUGACCUUUUAACUCUCUGUAAGUGAAGGCUGACUAAUAGAACUGAAGCUAUUGCCGAGUAACGAUCCUCAGUUAAAUCUUUUUUUCUGUUUUUGUGGCUGUUAUGCACCCUCUUCCUGUUUUUGUCUCUCACAGGUGUACUACCUCAAAGGUGUUAUGAAGCAAGUUUUUAUUUAAUUACACAACACAUUUGGCAUAAAACCUACUUCCUCAUUGUUCAGUUUUUCUAAUCAUUAAUAUGGAAAAAAAGCCCAAAACCCAUCAACUCUAUUAAACACUGACUACUAUUAUGCCUGCAAUUAUUUUGUUAGAAUAGGUGGCCAUGUUCUCUUUUCCUCCAGUGUGCAACCACACCCAGCUCAUGGAUGUAGAUAGGAUCCUAGACUUGAGGCUGAAGGCUGAGUGCUGCGGAUGUAUGUUUUUUUUUUUUUUUUUUUUUUCAGGAUUAAUAAUUGAAUUUGAAACGCAAAGCUUUGUUACUUUAUCGACUCACAGUGGAUCUUUGCCUGUAUAUAGUUGUAUAAAGAAUUUCUAAAUCUGUUAAAUAUUUUUUUAUCCACAUUUUUUCUUUUAUUUAUGUUCAAUAAAGAUUUUGAAAUGUUCAGAA